Molecule: messenger RNA, 3915 nt
Organism: Mesorhabditis belari
Lineage: Eukaryota; Metazoa; Nematoda; Chromadorea; Rhabditida; Rhabditidae
Source: the annotation of a GenBank genome assembly
AUGGCGAGCGAGGAGUGUCAAUCGCUUCUCCUCUCCGAAUAUACUGAAUAUGGUGGCUUGUCCAGUGUUGCCGAGUCAGCCCUCGAGCAAGUGGAACCCUCGGUGCUUUCAUGGGAAGAGUUGCGAGUGAAAGUGAAGAAAUCGGGCCGUGAACUAUUGCAAGGCGUCUCCGGAGUCACUCAGCCUGGUCAAUUGAUGGCUUUAAUGGGCGCUAGUGGUGCUGGCAAGACGACUUUACUCAAUACCCUGCUCAGUCGGAAUCUGAAAGGACUCGAGGUGACCGGCAGAGUGCUUGUCAAUGGGAAUCAGAUCGGUCGAGGCAUAACAGCUGUCUCCGGGUAUGCCCAACAAGAAGAGCUUUUCGUCGGCACACUCACCGUUCGAGAGUAUUUGAACAUACAGGCUCGACUUCGUGUAAAUGGCUCAAAGGAGAAACGAACGAAGAGAGUGAUGGCUGUUUUAAAGCAAUUAGGCUUAUUGAAAUGUCAACACACACGGAUUGGAGUGAUCGGGGUGAAGAAAGGAAUAUCUGGUGGAGAAGCUAGACGAUUGACCUUUGCUUGUGAAAUGCUCUCAAACCCGGCGAUUCUCUUUUGUGAUGAACCAACAACAGGUCUUGACUCUUUCAUGGCUGAAUCGGUGGUGGCGGUGUUGUCACGAUUGGCUCACUCUGGAAGAACCGUCAUUUGCACGAUUCACCAGCCAGCCUCUCAACUCUACGAGAUGUUCGACUCGGUGAUGUUUCUCGCGUGCGGGAGGACCGCGUUUCUGGGCACCCCAGCUGAAGCGAUCCGCUUUUUCGAGCGAGCUGGCUACCCAUGUCCCCACAGCUACAACCCCGCCGAUCUCAUCAUUCACACGUUGGCCAUUGUGCCCGGCAAUGAGAUUGAAUGCAACCACCGGGUUGAGGAGAUCACUCAGCUCUUCGAUUCGAGUGAAUUUGGGGAGAAAUUGCAGAGGGAUGUGGCUGCUGUUGAAUUGAGAGCGGCUCCAGCCGGUCGACAACGGGCCGACCGUUUCGCGCAAUUCUCGGCUCUCACCGAACGGGCUUUUCUCGACAAUUGGCGAAAUCCGUCACUGGCUCGCGCAAAGAUCAUUCAAAAGAGUGUCAUGGGUCUCUUUGUCGGCCUACUCUACUUACGCACGGAAAUCGGUGCACCAGCUGGCAUCGAUAACAUCAAUGGAGCAUUGUUCUACUUGGUCUGCGAGCUGACCUACUCGACUCUUUUCGGGAUUCUGACGUUUCUGCCUGGUGACUACCCGUUGGUCGUCAGGGAAUAUCACGAUGGACUUUACAGUGUUUCCUCUUAUUUCGUCUCUCGAUCGCUCUCCUAUGUCCCACUAUUCACCAUUGAUGGUUUAGUGAUGAUGAUUGUCGCGUAUUUCAUGAUUGGGUUGAAUGUCACUCUUCAACAGUUCUUCACAUGCCUCCUCAUCUCUGUCUUGAUCGAACAAUCGGCCUCGGCUUUCGGCGUGAUGUUGUCAACGGUGUCUCCUUCAUAUCCAGUAGCUGUUUCACUAGCAGGUCCAUUACUGACACUGCUAUCGCUGACGGGAGGUCUUUACGCAAAUGUGGGUCAAAUGCCCGCCUACAUCUCGUGGAUACAGUACUUGUCGUGGUUCCGCUAUGGUUUUGAGGCGCUAACUAUCAAUCAGUGGUCGGAAGUGUCGGCGAUUCCCGGAUGGAGUAAUGACACGUCCAAACGCGAUGCCACUCUCGAGAAGUUGUCCUUCUCGGCGUCAAUGCUCUGGCCAGACGUGUCAAUCAUGGCCGCUUUCAUUCUCGUCUUCUAUAUUAUCGGAUACAUCGGGCUGAUGAUACGCAGAUCGUCGUCUGAUUAUCAAUCAUCGUCCGGUUAUCAAAUGAACAUGCCCAGACCAAGAAGGGACCCAAGAAUCCGCAUCAAUCAGUUGAUGAGGCGUCCACCGCCGUCACUUCGAUGUCAACUGCUGUGGAAAUGCCAACAACGACUUUUUGCAUCAAUAACCGGUCCUGGCCCUUCCACCCCUUCAACAACGUCAAUUGCGUCAAAUCUUCGCGCUCGCGGCGAUCCGACACUCGUUUUAGACGUCGGCGCCUACACGCCGGAUCGAAUUCGCAAUUUUGGCAUCGUUGCCCACGUCGAUCACGGGAAGAGCACACUCGCCGAUAGAUUGCUCGAGCUUUCGGGCCUCGUGAAGCCGGGUGAACGCGAAUCACAGAUGCUCGACCGGCUACAAGUGGAAAGAGAUCGGGGGAUCACUGUCAAGGCGCAAACCGUGGCCUUACCGUAUAAAGGCUAUCUACUCAAUUUGAUCGACACGCCCGGACACGCCGACUUUUCUGCAGAGGUCUCUCGCUCUCUAAUGGUCUGUGACGGGAUUCUUCUGUUAAUAGCUGCGAAUCAAGGUGUUCAAGCUCAAACCAUAGCCAAUUUUUGGCUUGCCUUUGAUCGAAGUGUGCAAAUCAUCCCGGUGAUCAACAAAAUCGAUCUGAAAGGAGUCAACGUGGAAAAGGUGGAAAAUCAACUCAAAUCGCUUUUCGACUUCAAUCCUGACGAAAUACAAAGGAUCUCUGCAAAAACCGGUCUCAACGUGGCGCCGAUUCUCGACGAAAUCAUUGCCAAAUGUCCGCCACCAGAAGCCGAUCCAAAAAAGCCGCUAAAAGCGAUCAUCUUCGACUCACUUUUCGAGCACUACCGCGGCGCUGUUGCUUUCGUUUUGGUGCGUGAGGGGUCGAUCCGGCGAGGGCAACGAAUACGAACAUACCACGGGGAAAAGGAGUACGAUGUUGUUGAGGUGGGUAUCAUGCGACCGGACAUGACCCCCGUUUCAGCGCUAAACGCCGGUCAAGUCGGCUACGUGAUUUGCAAUAUGAAGACGACGAAAGAGGCGACAGUCGGCGAGAUUCUGCACGCGGUGACAACGGACAAAAGCUUGAUUCAACCCUUCGUCGGCUUCAAACCCCAUAAGCCGACCGUUUACGCCGGGUUGUUCCCUGUGGACACAAGUGAUUAUGAAGAUUUGAAACAAGCUGUCGAACGUCUCUCCUUAAACGAUCCAUCCGUCGAGAUCAUCCCCGACAGCAGUCCAGCGCUUGGACUUGGCUGGCGUGUCGGCUUUCUCGGCGUCUUGCAUAUGGAGGUUUUCUCGACUCGUUUGGAGCAAGAGUACGAUGCGCAAGUUAUCCUCACGCAACCAUCCGUCGAAUAUCGGGCUCAUAUCAAGGACAACGAAACGAUUCGCAAGAAACGCUACAAUGGCAAAGGGGAGAUUCGCAUCUUCAACGCUUCCUCGUUUCCAAGUGAUGAGUCGGAUAUCGAGAAAUUCCUUGAACCCAUGGUUAAGGUUCGCUUGGUUGUGCCAGCGGAGAUGAUGGGCUUGGUGAACGGGUUGUGCUCGGAGGCGAGGGGAGAACGCGGAGAGAUCACGAGUAUCGACGAGGAGAGGAUGUUGAUCAUAUGGAGAUUACCGCUAGCCGAGGUGGUCGUCGAUUUCUUCGAGCGCUUGAAAAAGAUGACUUCCGGUUAUGCGUCGUUCGACUAUGAGCCAGAUGGGUGGAAAGAAUCGCGACUAAUUCGACUGAAUAUCAUGAUAAAUGGGAAAGAGGUACCGGAGUUCUCGCAAAUAGUCCCAGGGGUCAUGGCGAUGGCGAGAGCGAAAUUGUUAGUGAGUCGACUGAAACGCGAGAUACCACGGCAACAGUUUGAGGUCCAAAUCAAGGCCACCGCCGGGACAUCGACGAAAGCUCUCUCGCAAACGAUCAUCCCGCCGUGGAAGAAAGAUUUCUUGCAGCUAUUGAAAGGCAACAUAGGCAAGGGUGGAAUGGAACGGCUAAACAAGAAGUUGUCACAUCAGAAGAAAGGAAAAGCGAAGAUGAAAAUGCUGGGAAAUGUGCAAAUACCGAAAGAAGCUUUUUAUAAUGUUUUGAAAAAU